AUGGGAAAUGGACAAGACUGGAUAAGACAGGAGGUCAAGGUGGAAGAGAGGAGAGCCCGGCAUGGUCCUUCUCUCAGCCUGAUUGCUCUGCUGGUCUCACUUCCUGGAGGGAAUCAGGCCAUGACUUGGAUCCUGCUUCUGUGGCUGUCACCUGCAUAUCUGCAAGCUGGUAACUCAGCAGGAUCCAACAAAGUAAAGGAUUUUGGGGUCAACCAAACAGCCCGCCUCUCUGGUGUCCAGGGCGGCUCCAUCGAGAUCCCCUUCUCCUUCUACUUCACCUGGGAGUUGGCAAAGGACCCACAGAUGACGAUUUACUGGAGAUGGAAGCACUUCCAUGGGGAAUUUAUCUACAACUCCUCCUCGGGUUUCAUACACGAGCACUUCAAGGAUCGCCUUGUAUUGAGCUGGACACAGCCUCAGACAUCCGGAGUCCUCAGAAUCCUAGACUUGAAGGAGAAGGACCAGACAAUGUACUUCUGCCGAGUUCAACUGAACACAAUAACCCACACGGAGAAGUGGCAGUCGAUUCCUGGAACCCACCUCACCAUCACCCAUGGUACAGAAUGGAAGAAGAGUGGGAAGAAUCAGCCCCUGAAUCUGGGAACCAAAGUUGGGUUGGCAGUGGCUGCUGCUGUACUCCUGGCUGGCGUUUUGGGAUUGAUAGUGUUCCUCGGGUGGAGGAGAAGGAAAAGACAGAGGACUAAAGCCGAAACCCCAGCCAGGGACCUCAUUGAAAACACUGAGAAGGUUGAACCUGAAGGGCAAUAUAUGGACCCCAAAGAGAACCCCAAGGAUAACAACAUCGUGUACGCCUCCAUUGCCCUCUCAAGCUCAGCCUCUCCAGGAACACCACCCUGCCAGCCCGUCCAUGGGAACCCCCAGGAAGAGACUGUGUACUCCAUCAUAAAGGCCAAAUGAGUGGGUCUGGGUGACGAUCUCAGAGUCACCUGUGUUUCUAGUAGGAAGACUCCCAGCUUCCACUAAUACCCACAGCCAGAGACAAAAUCUCUUGGGUCUCUGAUACCCAUGGCCAGAGACAGAAAUCCACACGUCAGGGCGUUUGA
Messenger RNA from Peromyscus californicus insignis, 1064 nucleotides. RefSeq names its product paired immunoglobulin-like type 2 receptor alpha. NCBI's taxonomy places the organism in Eukaryota, Metazoa, Chordata, Mammalia, Rodentia, Cricetidae. Bases 1 to 918 code for a protein of 305 amino acids. Gene Ontology annotation, molecular function: MHC class I protein binding. The record is from RefSeq and is a predicted model, not a curated record. The transcript has 8 exons.